Molecule: messenger RNA, 1851 nt
Organism: Synchiropus splendidus (mandarinfish)
Lineage: Eukaryota; Metazoa; Chordata; Actinopteri; Syngnathiformes; Callionymidae
Gene: dytn
Product: dystrotelin
Exons: 12
Coding region: 1-1851 (616 amino acids)
Biological process (GO): synaptic signaling
Cellular component (GO): plasma membrane
Molecular function (GO): zinc ion binding
Source: RefSeq, a predicted model, not a curated record
AUGGACGAGGACUUCAGGAAUUUGGAAGACGUCCGUCCUUCCGUCUAUAGAACUGCACUGAAAAUCCAGAGGUUGCAGAGAAGCUGCUACAUGGACGUGGUGCUGGUCAGACACAUCACAGCAGCUCUGCCAGAGAGCGGUGAAGUCCACCUGGCCCGGGACGAAGUGAUCUGCUCUCUGAAGAGGAUGUUCCAAAAUGUACCGCUGGAUGGAGGCAGUCAGGUGACCAGUGCCAAGACCGAGGAGCUGUGCACUCUUCUGUUCAAGAUUAUUGACAGGACCAUCUCUGGAGCUGUGGCACUCCUCCAUCUUCAAGUGGUUCUGAUUUGUUUAUCAGCUGAAACUUUACAGCUCAAAUACAGAGCUCUGGUGAGUGUGGCAGAGACCUCAGGUUUUGUCAGCAGGUCAUCUCUCAGAACAGUCCUGGAGGCUGUCAGCCUGGUUCCUGUUGUGGUGCAGGAGGCCAAGGUUUUUGGGGGAGUAGAUGAGGCAGUGGCAGCUUGUUUCAAUGGAGUGAGUGCCUCGACCAUCAGCUGUAAACACAUGCUGUCAUGGCUGCAUAGUGAGCCACGCUUAUUGCUAUGGUUACCGACUCUGUACCGCCUGUUCAUCACCAAGAACGUGACACACAAUGUUCAGUGUCACACCUGUAAGGCCGCUCCGAUCACUGGGCUCAGAUAUCGCUGCAUGAAGUGCGUGAAUGUCCAGGUCUGUCAGAACUGCUUCUUGACAGACAAACAGUCCAAGAGACACAAGACACAUCAUCCGGUCGUUGAGUUCUGCAACCAGCCAAGCUGGAAGGAAUCCCUAUCCUCGUUGGUCAGAACUUCUCGUCGUGUUCUUCUGCCACGAAGAUACACUCAGAGAGUAGCUGACAGGAGGUGGAGCCUUAUGAGGGAAGAGCCACAGGACACCAAGAUGAGCCUUGCUCCUCCAUCCUCUGAUGAAACACCAAAUGUGCAGAAGCUCUGCGACUCAGAAGACUUAAGAGUGGAAACCUCCUUGCUGGCGGAGGUCAGGAACAUUCAUCGAGACAAAUGGCUCCUGGAGCAGGAGCUGCAGGUUUGGAGACUCACAGUCCAGUCAGAGCAUGGUGUGUUGGAGGACCGGUGCGCUCAGAUGGAGGCCAUGAUGGAAAGACUAAUGGAAAAGAACCACUGUCUACAGGAGUCACUUUCACAGGUGUACAGAACUGCUCUCACCAAAAUGGAAAUGGACGAACAUCAAAGACAAACAGGAGUGUUAGCGGAGACAAUGAAAAUUAGCCAUUCUGGAGACUCCCUGGACACAGAGGUCGGCAUGGAAAGGGUUGAUGUGCAAGACAUGAAGGACAGGCAGGAGGAGGAAUCGACAGUAAUGAAGGACAUUGACGACACAGAAGAGUCCUCAGUGACCACUGAUGAAGAUGAUGAAAAAGAGGACCUGGAUGAUGCAGAGCAAGAAGCGGAGAUGGUGGUCACAGAAGAAAGCCUUGAACUGAAAAGCUUAGGGGACAUGGGUGUGGAAAAUGAGGGACUGGGGGGAAGUGAUGUCACUCACAGAUGCUCUGAUGAUCAGAUGAGUGGAUCAACAGAUGGAGAGGAACCGUGCGAUGACAAUUCUCCAUUCGUGACACAGCAUUUUGAGUCACAGGAAGCAAUGCACCAAGAACUCUUUGAGGAACAGGAAGAUGGCAGUUAUGAAGAGCUACUACUGGAGACCAUCGAUCACCUGAGGAAAGAGAUGGAGAGUCAUAGAUAUGAAGGUAAUGACAAGCACUUCACUCCAGACAGGACACUGACUAACUGUGGUGUGUACUACCUGCAGGUGAGGAAGAAGGGGCGGAGCUUGUGCAGGGAGCAGAGCAGGUGA